AUGGGCUUCGUGAGCCGCACAGAGCUUUACUUCGGUUCGAUUGGCCCAGUGUUCAGGGUCCGAGCUCGAGUGGAGCUGGGGGAUGGCCUAUCUAGCCCCCACCCUACCCCCCUACCCCCCAAACCCCUAACCCCCACCCCAUCCUCUCAGGUUCGAUACGUGUUGAAGAACUUGGUGCGUGACUGGUCGGCAGAGGGUGAGGCCGAGCGAACGAUGUCGUAUGGCCGGAUUCUGGACGAGCUUAAGGUCAUUUUCAAGGACUGGUCGCCCCCGGGGUCCCCCCGGCCCCCCCGGGUGCUAAUUCCGGGGGCGGGUCUGGCUCGCCUGUGUGUGGAGGUGGCGGCGCUGGGCUACGAGGCGCAGGGUAAUGAGUUCAGCUACUUCAUGCUGCUGGCCUCCUCCUUCAUUCUGAACUACACCUCCGAGCGGCACCAGUUCACUGUGCACCCCUGGCUGCACUCCAACUGCAACCACCUAACUGAUUCGGACCAGCUGCGGGGGGUGGCCGUACCGGAUGUCGUACCGGGGGAGAUGGUGGCUGGGCAAGGACUGCUGUCCAUGUGCGCUGGGGACUUCGUGGAAGUCUACUCCGCCCCCGACAUGAGGGGGUUGUUCGACUGUGUGGUGACGUGUUUUUUUAUUGACACGGCACACAACGUGCUGAGGUACCUGGAGGUCAUCUCGCACACGCUGGCCCCGGGGGGCAGCUGGAUAAACCUGGGGCCGCUGCUGUACCACUGGGCGGACGCACAUACAUACCUACCAACUCCGGAGCUAUCCGUGGAGCUCUCCCUGGAGGACAUCCGGGAAGCCGCCAGGGCCAUGGGCUUCCGACUUGUACGGGAGGAGAACCUGGACGUGCCGUACAUGGCCGACUACCGCUCCAUGUACAAAACUGUGUACCAGGCGGUGUUCUGGACCAUGGUGAAGGAGCGGGAGUGUGAGCACCAGCAGCAGCAAACACCGCCCCAGGCACCGGCACCAGCAGUGCCACCACCACCACCACCACCACCGCCGCGGCCGCGCUAG
Molecule: messenger RNA, 1029 nt
Organism: Volvox carteri f. nagariensis
Lineage: Eukaryota; Viridiplantae; Chlorophyta; Chlorophyceae; Chlamydomonadales; Volvocaceae
Exons: 6
Coding region: 1-1029 (342 amino acids)
Molecular function (GO): S-adenosylmethionine-dependent methyltransferase activity
Source: RefSeq, a predicted model, not a curated record